Messenger RNA from Nestor notabilis (Kea), 1806 nucleotides. RefSeq names its product phosphodiesterase 7B (gene PDE7B). The transcript is spliced from 11 exons. The annotation marks the transcript as partial. Gene Ontology annotation, molecular function: 3',5'-cyclic-AMP phosphodiesterase activity. The record is from RefSeq and is a predicted model, not a curated record. Lineage: Eukaryota; Metazoa; Chordata; Aves; Psittaciformes; Psittacidae.
GAGAUGCACGGGUGAGAGGUCAGACAGGGGUUCUCUCUGAGCGCCGCGGCUCCUACCCGUUCAUAGAUUUCCGUCUUCUUAACAAUUCUACACUCUCAGGGGAGAUUGGCACCAAGAAAAAAGUGAAAAGACUGUUAAGUUUCCAGAGGUAUUUCCAUGCAUCCCGGUUACUGCGUGGAAUUGUACCACAAGCCUCUCUGUACCUACUGGAUGAGGACUACCUUGGGCAAGCAAGGCAUAUGCUGUCCAAAGUGGGAAUGUGGGAUUUUGACAUUUUCUUGUUUGACCGCUUGACAAAUGGAAACAGUCUCGUAACACUGCUUUGUCACCUCUUCAACGUGCAUGGACUUAUUCACCAUUUCCAGUUAGACAUGGUUACAUUGCACAGGUUUUUAGUUAUGGUUCAAGAAGAUUACCAUAGCCAAAACCCAUACCACAAUGCUGUCCAUGCUGCUGAUGUCACACAAGCUAUGCACUGCUAUCUGAGGGAGCCCAAGCUUGCCAACUUCCUCACCCCAUCGGACAUCAUGCUUGGACUGCUGGCUGCUGCAGCCCAUGACGUGGAUCAUCCGGGGGUCAACCAACCCUUUCUGAUUAAAACUAAACACCACCUUGCCAGCCUGUACCAGAAUGUUUCAGUUCUAGAAAAUCAUCACUGGCGGUCUACGAUAGGCAUGCUUCGAGAGUCACGGCUUCUCGCGCAUCUGCCCAAGGAGGUGACACAGGACAUCGAGCAGCAGUUGGGCUCCCUGAUCUUGGCAACAGACAUCAACAGGCAGAAUGAGUUUCUGCUCCGUCUGAAAUCUCACCUUGACAAUCAGGAUUUGAGGCUGGAGGAUGCUCAAGACAGACAUUUUAUGCUUCAGAUUGCGCUCAAGUGCGCUGACAUUUGCAACCCUUGCCGGCUCUGGGAUCUGAGCAAACAGUGGAGCGAGCGGGUCUGCGAAGAGUUUUAUCGGCAAGGUGACCUGGAACAAAAAUUUGAACUGGAAAUAAGCCCCCUUUGUAAUCAACAAAAGGAUACAAUACCAAGCAUACAGAUCGGGUUCAUGACAUACAUUGUAGAGCCACUCUUCGAAAGGUGGGCCCAGUUUACAGGCGAUACCCCCCUGUCUGAAAACAUGCUAAACCAUCUCAGGAGGAACAAGGCCAACUGGAGGAGUUUACUCCACAAGCAGCACAGCAGUAGUAGGAGCAAUGACCACUCAGGUCAAGUGACUGGCAGCCAAGAACAGACUUUAAAUGAAGAAGAGACUCCUUAGUGGCAGCUUUGCACUUUUCCUUAUAGCACUGCUAUCUCUGUCUUGAUCACAGCAGCAAACAAAAUCCUGGGGAGCUAGGAGCCUGUUGUCAAGACCAUGGAAAGGGAAGAAAUGGCAAAGCAGAAGCUGUAAGGGUUAUUGUGAACAAGCCCACGGUUCUGCUGGGUUCACUUCUGGAUCUCCUUCACGUUCCUCUCCCCUCUUUUCAUUCUGUGCAUGCCUGAUGCCAUUCGUCACUUCUGAUCAUGAACUGCCUGAAUGCAGAGUCCCAGUCAGCAGUACUGAAAGCCAGGCCAGUUAUGGCUGCCACGAAGCAGGGAAGAUUCCUGAGAGAACAGGGGAGCUAGAGGCACUCUUGGUUAUAUAGUCAUUUACCACGAGUCAUACUGUGACAUAUGUAUAUAGGCCCAGAGUACCGUACGCUUUCCAAGCUGGCAGCUGGGCUGCACAUUAAACCACCAGCAUCUUGAGCAUCCAGAGGACACUGGCUGAGUGAGACAGCGCUCGCAGAGGGCAGAGAGAGUCUGGUUAUUUUAGUAAUUAA